AUGGCUGAUUCUGGUGGGAGCAGGAUACAUUUUAUCAGAUUGGAUUCAGAGAACGACCACAUAUACCACUCAGAGCUUUUCACAUUGACGAAACGGAUGACCAGAGGAGAACCACAGAAGCUUUCCUUUACUUUGCCAAUUUUCGAACCACAUCCUCCUCAGUACUACAUUCGUGCUGUUUCUGAUUUUUGGUUGCAUGCGGAGGCUUUAUACACUGUAUCUUUCCAGAAUCUGGCACUUCCAGAGACUUUUCACGUGCUGUAUCACACUGACAACAAUGUUCUGUUGGGAGCUCCAACUGGCAGUGGAAAAACUAUAUCUGCUGAGCUCGCUAUGCUUCAUCUAUUCAACACUCAGCCUGAUAUGAAGGUUAUUUACAUAGCACCUUUAAAGGCUAUUGUUCGUGAAAGGAUGAAUGAUUGGAGAAAGCGACUUGUGUCUGAACUUGGAAAAGAAAUGGUUGAAAUGACAGGGGAUUAUACACCAGACUUGAUGGCUCUCUUGUCAGCAGAUAUCAUAAUUUCUACUCCUGAAAAGUGGGACGGUAUCAGUCGUAACUGGCAUAGUCGUAGCUAUGUCACUAAGGUGGGACUUAUAAUCUUGGACGAGAUUCAUUUACUUGGAGCAGAUCGUGGACCUAUACUUGAG
Messenger RNA from Ilex paraguariensis (yerba mate), 648 nucleotides. The record is from the annotation of a GenBank genome assembly. NCBI's taxonomy places the organism in Eukaryota, Viridiplantae, Streptophyta, Magnoliopsida, Aquifoliales, Aquifoliaceae.